Molecule: messenger RNA, 3515 nt
Organism: Myxocyprinus asiaticus (Chinese sucker)
Lineage: Eukaryota; Metazoa; Chordata; Actinopteri; Cypriniformes; Catostomidae
Product: solute carrier family 41 member 3-like
Exons: 11
Coding region: 624-2066 (480 amino acids)
Biological process (GO): monoatomic cation transport
Cellular component (GO): plasma membrane
Molecular function (GO): monoatomic cation transmembrane transporter activity
Source: RefSeq, a predicted model, not a curated record
AUAUUGAAUCUGGAAUGUUUCUUUAAUGACAUUACUAUUAUUCUAAUAUAUGGAAAAGAGUAAUAAUAUAGAAUGAGUAAGCAUGUCCAAAAUUUGAGUGAAAAAACAUUUACAUUGAAAAGGGAUUAUAAUAACAGCACUAUGAGAUGAUGCUUGAAACUGACAUUAGUAUUUCAAUGUAAAUUGAGUAUAAAGUGACCCAGUUGCCCAACGUCAUACAGUAUGCUUGCUGUGCUCUAUUUAGAUAAUUGCACUACCAAAUGAGCUCUAAAAGCAUUUCAAAACCUGUGCCUGCACACACUGUCUUUUCAAAUUUGGUGGCAAUAAAGUGACUGUGAUAUGUGUAUGGAAACUGUUUAACUGAACGUUCUUUGAAGGGAACAGAGCUGUGGGUUUCCCUGUCAACACCAUCUUCUCAGCAGCAGAUGAGGACAGACAGGAGGGGGGUGUUAUAAACUGCCAACAGGAUGAAAUUUAAGACCCCCAUUCCCCCCACCCCAUCUGUGACACCUCCAAUCUGAACUCCCGUCGUUCCUCUUGAUGUCUUCUAAGAUUUAUGCAGUUCUCUGUGGACUUUCGUUCGCUUUGCGACAUUGUGAUAGGCCAGGAAUUGGGGCAUCACCAUGGCAGGAGAUGAAGUUCGGCAGAGGAAAGGAGGUGGCCGCAAGAAGUCCAAGAAGGGGAAAGGGAAGGGUGGUCUGGAUAGGACAAGCAGUCUAGAUGGGCAAAAUGACCUUCUUUUACCCCCACCUACUACACCACCCAAGAAGCCUGUGGAGGAGAAGACCAAAACAGCCCAGGCUAAGAUAGAAGAUGAGUCUGCCAUAUCUAUCUGCCUACAGGUGUUUUUCCCCUACCUGCUGGCUGGGAUGGGGAUGGUAAUGGCAGGCAUGGUGCUCGAUAUUGUACAGCACUGGGACGUAUUUAAAGUGAUCACGGAGAUCUUCAUCCUGGUACCUGCUCUGGUCGGGCUCAAGGGAAACCUGGAGAUGACUCUAGCGUCUCGACUCUCUACUGCUGCUAACACCGGACAGAUGGACGACACCAAACAGCAGUGGAUGAUGGUGACCUGUAAUCUUGCUCUUAUUCAGGUUCAGGCUACUGUAGUGGGCUUCCUGGCAGCUCUUGCAGCUGUGGCUCUUGGUGCUGUGUCCAGAGGAAGUGUUGAACUGGACCAAGCCGCUGUGCUGUGUGCUAGCAGCGUUACCACUGCGUUUGUGGCAGCACUGUCUUUAGGUCUGAUUAUGAUUGGUGUGAUCAUUGGCUCCAGGAAGGUGGGCAUCAACCCUGAUAAUGUGGCUACACCGAUAGCCGCCAGUCUGGGAGAUCUCAUCACUCUGUCUUUACUGGCUGGAGUCAGCAGCACUCUGUUCCAGUACAGAGAUGUAUGGUACUUGUCCCCUCUGGUGUGUGGCUUCUUCCUUCUACUCAUUCCUUUCUGGGUGGUCAUCGCCAGACGCAGUCCUCAGAUUAAAGAGGUGCUCAAGUCCGGCUGGCAGCCUGUAUUAGUGGCCAUGUCCAUCAGCAGUUUUGGAGGUCUUAUUCUUGAUAAGACUGUGAGCGAUCCGAACUUUGAAGGAAUGGCUGUCUUCACGCCUGUCAUAAAUGGUGUGGGGGGAAAUCUGGUGGCCAUCCAGGCGAGUCGGAUCUCCACCUACCUUCAUUUCUGGAGUGUCCCUGGAGUGCUGCCCUAUAAGAUGAGACAGCACUGGCCCAAUCCCUGUGUCACAUUCUUCUCCUCUGGAGUGAACUCCAAGUCAGCCCGGGUGCUGUUCCUCCUGGUGGUACCGGGUCACCUGUUGUUUCUCUUUGCCAUUAAUAUGCUACAAGGUGGUCACACUGCCAUCACGCCAGCCUUUACCUGCUGCUACCUGGGCGCUGCUCUACUUCAGGUCGGGAUCCUUAUUUAUACGGCUGACUUGAUUGUGCGUUUGGUGUGGAGGAAAGGACUGGACCCUGAUAACUUCUCCAUCCCAUACCUGACUGCACUGGGUGACCUGUUAGGCACGGGGUUCCUGGCCCUGUGUUUCCAUCUGGUCAUGUCAGUGAAGGGGCUUGGCCUGUAAGAUGCCAGGCCUCCUCCACCCACUCCCAGCUAUAUCUCUGGAGCCUCUGCCGCCCAGGCUGGCUGCAGUGGCUUUAGAGAUGCAAACUUGUCUAAGGGAAGCUGAGCUUGGUUUGGACAGAAUAUAAGCCACCUUUCCUAUGUAAUAACAGGAUGGGUUGAAUGGAAAGAUACAGUUUUGAUUAAUGACAGGUAUGGACUACUACCUGACAGUCUGUAUACAGUUUUACAUGAGCUCUAGGUGUGUUGUCCAGUUGCCACAAUGCUGCUUUCAUACAUAUUUCACAUGAUUACUGACCACAAAUGGUCAAUCUGAUUUUUUAUGUGCUAUGUAUACAUUGAAUUUGAAGUUUACAAGAUGUAAGGACCCUGAAGGAUUUUUAAUUGUUUUGAAGUAUCUCUUAAAAUUAGGAUCUAUUUUAAUGUACAUGGUAAAGUCACAAAACUUUGUUGGAGGUCAUUCCUUUGUGUUAGUAUAUGCAUAUUAGGUCAUUAUUACCGCUCGACAUUUCUACUGGAUUAUGAAAAUAUGGUUUAUUUAGAUGCUGUGGUCAGUGUGCCUCUAAGGUUCUAAUAUUUUGCAUUUGCAAUGGUUCUUUUUCUGAAAUACCAUAUUUUAAAUAAAGACAAAAUAACCAUAAUAUACAGUACUGUGCAAAAGUCUUAGGCACAUAAGGUGUUUCACAAAAACAUUUGUCAUAAGAUGAUUAUUUAUAUCUUCAGCUUUAGUGCGUCAAUAGGAAAAAUAAAUUUUAGACUCGCAAACAUUACUUUUGCAAAUAGAAAAGAUUAGAAUAGAAGAACGGCACUCUGCAAGAGAUGGCAUUGCCCCUACAGAACAUCGAGUCAGUUUGAGAUUACAUACAGAGACAGCAGCAAUUGAGACAGCCUAAACAGAUAGAAGAACUGUGGUGAAUUCUCCAAGAAGCUUGGAACAUCCUAUCUGCCAACAACCAAGAAAAACUGUGUCCAGGUAUAACUAGGAGAAUUGGUGCUGUUUUAAAGGCAAAGGUGGUCACACCAAAUAUUGAUUUAGCUUUAUGUUUACUGGACUUUGUAUGAUGUUAAUUGAUAAAUGAAAACUAUUUAUGGCAUUAUUUUUUGAAGACAUCCUCACUAUGCAACAUUUUUCACAAGUAACUAAAACAUUUGUACAGUACUGUGUAUAUAUAUAUAUAUAUAAAAUUUAAAAAAAGAUAAAAAUAUUAAAAAUUAUAUGUAUUUUAUAUACACUUUAAUAUAAAAAUAAAAGGAAUAAUGCACCCUAAAAAAUGAAAAAUCUGUCAUCAAAUGCAUCAAUUGAAAAAUGUCCUUACAACUCAUGUACUAUAGUUUUUCCGAUAUCAUUUAAUAGGUUUGGAUGAGAAACAGAUCAAAAUUUAAAUAAUUAUUCAUUGAAAAUCUAGAAACUGCUCUAGCUUUCUUUGGUGCAAUUAAAGUAACAACAUUC